AUGUACGCAGGACGCAAGAGGAGAAAACCUGUCCAGAGAGCGGUGAAGCAACCGCCGACUGAAGGGGCAAAGUCCAACCCGUCCAAAAGGCAUCGAGACAGGCUGAACGGAGAGUUGGAGAGGUUAGCAAGCCUCCUGCCUUUUCCUGAAGAGGUCACCGCCACUCUGGACAAGCUCUCCAUACUGCGCCUGAGUGUCAGCUACCUGCGAGCCAAGAACUUCUUCAAUGUCACCCUCAGCAAUCGGAACAGAGGGACUACAGCCGGUGAGAAUGACGAUGACAGCAAAGCAGCAGGAGCGGCCGACAAAAAGAUUCCUGAAGGAGAACUUUUGCUGCAGGCUCUCAAUGGUUUUGUCUUGGUUAUCACUGCCAGUGGGACCAUCUUCUACUCCUCUCACACCAUUCAGGACUAUUUGGGCUUCCACCAGACUGAUGUCAUGCACCAGAGUGUGUAUGAACUGGUCCAUACGGAGGACCAACAGGAGCUCAGGAGAAACUUGCACUGGGCUUUGAAUCCUCCUCCUGCCACUGCAUCUGCUGGUAGCCAAGACUCGCCUCAAGAGAUGGAACCUGACAGCAGCUCAUCUUUGGUCACCUACAACCCUGAACAGCUUCCCCCUGAGAACUCAUCCUUCCUAGAAAGAAACUUUGUGUGUCGCUUCCGUUGCCUCCUGGACAACUCCUCCGGCUUCUUGGCUUUAAACAUCCAGGGCAGGCUGAAGUUUCUGCACGGACAGAACCAUCGGCAAGAUAACGGAGGAAAGGUGCCGCCGCAGCUUGCCCUUUUCACCAUUGCCACUCCUCUGCAGCCUCCAUCCAUCCUGGAGAUCAGGACCAAGAACAUGAUUUUCAGAACCAAACACAAGCUGGACUUCACGCCCUUAGCCUGUGAUGCAAAGGGGAAGAUAGUGUUGGGGUACACAGAGGCUGAACUGCGGGUACGAGGAUCUGGUUAUCAGUUCAUCCAUGCAGCAGAUAUGUUGUACUGUGCAGAGAACCAUGUCAGAAUGAUGAAGACUGGAGAGAGUGGUCUGACUGUGUUCAGGCUCCUUACCAAGGAGAAUCGUUGGAAGUGGGUCCAGGCCAAUGCCAGGCUGGUGUACAAGAACGGCAAACCAGACUACAUCAUUGCCACCCAGAGGCCUCUUUUGGAUGAAGAGGGAGGAGAACAUUUGCGUAAGCGCUCCAUGCAUCUACCCUUUACCUAUGCUACAGGUGAGGCCUUGCUCUACCAGUCCAACCAUCCCAUUGCAGGCUUUAGAGAUGGAAGUCAUGAGAAAAAUGGCAGUAAGUCAAAAAAGAGUCGGACUGAGAGGCUGAUAAGAGAUGGUCUGGACCCUGGAUCACUUCUUGGGGCACUUAUGAGUCAGGAUGAGUCAGUGUAUGUUUGCCAGCCCGCCCUGGAAUCCAAAAUGUCAUUUCAUAGCAGCUUCUUUGGGGACCAGAUGAGCUUCUCUGACUCUGAACCCUCCAGCCUGCAUAGGAACUGGGACACAUCAAGCAAUGGUGUGGUAGGUCCAACCAUUACAGAGUCAGGCAGUUUUGACCCACUGCUGACUACUCUGGACUCGCUUUCCCUGGAAGGCCAUGGGGUUGUGGAUUCGGAAGAAGGGGGUUGCUCAAAUGGUGAGUUAUUUGGAGCUCUGGAAGGGCUGGGGCUGAGUGCUGAGGAUCUGGAGCUGCUGCUGCUGGAUGAGCGGAUGAUCAGAGUUGAAAUAGACCCUGAGCGUGUGCCCACCUUGGAUGAUCUGCUAACGAAUGACGAAAUUCUUUCUUAUAUCUAUGACUCAAUUGAGGGAAAGACUGAUUCCACAGAUCACGGAAGACAGGUGCCUCCCAGUAAUGCCUUAGCGGCAGCCACAACAGUGUCACUACCUGAUAGUAAUCCGACCUCUGACACUAAUGUGCAAAUGCAGUUUCCUCACCAUAAGCCUCCUCUGGUGGGGCAGGCUCCCAUUGUCCAGCUGUCCCAGCAGAUGCAACAGCACCUCAACAUGCGAACAGGUAAAGUCGCGCAUGAGUGGGGCCAGCAGAGUGACCAUUUGGCUAACACAUCAGUUAAUGGAGAGCUGUUAGGGCACACUCAAUCUAUCUCCAAUGGACAAUGGACAGCCCAAGACAUUCUAACCAAUGUAGGGAUACAACAGGGACACUUUAACUCACAACAGACUGUCUUCAAUGGCAAGGCAACCCAUCAAAGCUACCUUCAGCAGCAUCAGAAACCCAGGAUGCGGAACCAGCUCUCACAGCAGUGCCAUGCCAAACAGAAGGCAACCAACCUCAAUGGACUAUGUGGCGUUUCCAGCACACAGCAUCCAGCUGGAAAAUCCCAGUGGCAGGACUAUGGAUUCAGUGAGAGUCUGGGUCCUUGCCUUGACAACAGCCAAAAACCCCUUACAAACACCUCACUAGACUCUUGCAUGGAUUAUAGCAUGCCUGAUAUUGACAAUGUGGAUUACACUAUUAGUGGAAGUGGUUUGUUCGGGAGCAAUGGGCAACAGCACAGGGCAGAGUCCGCAGAUUCGUCUUUCCAGGGAAUGAGCCACAAACAGCCGCAGGAGCAGAUCCCAGUUCCUUUGGCUCAGGUUAUCUCCAGCCUGUCACAGUGUCCUCCCCCUAAUGCCUCUCUGGAGCAGAUCCUAGGAGUAGGCAAACCCUGCCGGCAGCUGGACCAUUAUGGCAUGAUGACCUCAGAGAUCCCUCAUGACCCCAGUCACAGUAAGAUGGAGAACGGCUGCAUCCUGACCAGUACUUACCCAAGUGGUUGCGCUCUGCCUAAUGGGAAUGGAGCAGCACCCCCUACAGUCCAGAUGCCAGGCCCUGAGACUUUGUCCAGCCUCCCCGAUCCACCAGCCACUGGCUUCUACCUCUGA
Messenger RNA from Scomber japonicus (chub mackerel), 2874 nucleotides. It is a transcript of the gene ahr1b, whose product is annotated as aryl hydrocarbon receptor 1b. The record is from RefSeq and is a predicted model, not a curated record. Gene Ontology annotation, cellular component: aryl hydrocarbon receptor complex; nucleus. Gene Ontology annotation, molecular function: nuclear receptor activity; transcription cis-regulatory region binding; protein dimerization activity. Gene Ontology annotation, biological process: regulation of transcription by RNA polymerase II. Lineage: Eukaryota; Metazoa; Chordata; Actinopteri; Scombriformes; Scombridae. Bases 1 to 2874 code for a protein of 957 amino acids. The transcript has 11 exons.